GAGGAGAUUGUAAGCCGCUCUGAGUCUCUGAUUCAGAGAGGGCGGGGUAUAAAUCUGCGGUCUUCUUCAAUUCUCCAUUUAGCCUUCUCGUUGGGCUCUGCUGCUCUUGCUGCACCCCUCCUCGUCCGCAGCCCCCGUCCCUUCGCCUUACAAGCUGCUAGUUAGCUAAGUCUCAUCCCAGCCCCCCAUCUUAGCAUUCCCACCCCCCUCUCCGCCUCUUCUCUCCCCCUUUUGGCACUUCCAUGAGAAAUCCCCUUUCUCUUUAAUCCCUCCGCCGCCACCUUCUGAGGCUCUUAAGCUUGUCUGUAGGAUGAUCCCUGAAGAUUCCCAGGGGGACACAAUGCCCCGUUGCUAGACUGGAAUGUAGAUGAGAUAGUGGUGCCGGAGGAGGAAAUCACCCAAAUUUCCUUCCCUCACACUCCAUGGUUUCUUGAUGGUGGCCCUUUGUAACCACUAUCAUGCAGUAGAUUUACCAAUUUUUUUGUAAAUAUAUAUAGUUUUGGGGGGAGGGAAGAAAGGGUGCUAGGAUUUUUUUUUAAAAAAAGAAUUACAUAACCUGUAGCUGGGUUUUGCCAUCACAAAACGGUGCUUCAGCACAAGUGAAUGAAAAUGUCCACUAGAACUCCGUUGCCCACGGUGAACGAACGUGACACUGAAAAUGAUGCUGGAACAUCGGUAGGGGAAAGCUUUUGCGAAAAGCACACCUCUCACGGUGAAGGACGGCAGGAUGUUUCCUCUCGGACUAGUCGCUCUGGGGCCCGCUGUAGGAACUCUAUAGCUUCCUGUGCAGAUGAGCAGCCCCAUAUUGGGAAUUACCGACUACUCAAAACAAUUGGCAAGGGGAAUUUUGCGAAAGUGAAACUGGCCAGGCACAUCCUCACCGGCAGAGAGGUUGCAAUAAAAAUAAUUGACAAAACUCAGUUGAAUCCGACUAGUCUACAGAAGCUGUUCAGGGAAGUAAGGAUAAUGAAGAUUUUAAAUCAUCCAAAUAUAGUUAAAUUAUUUGAAGUAAUUGAAACAGAAAAAACGCUCUACUUAAUCAUGGAGUAUGCAAGCGGGGGGGAGGUAUUUGACUAUCUAGUUGCACAUGGAAGAAUGAAGGAAAAGGAGGCAAGAGCUAAAUUUAGACAGAUAGUAUCUGCAGUGCAGUAUUGCCACCAGAAGCAUAUUGUUCAUAGAGAUCUAAAGGCUGAAAAUCUAUUGUUAGAUGCCGACAUGAACAUUAAAAUAGCUGAUUUCGGUUUUAGCAAUGAGUUCACAGUGGGAAAUAAACUGGACACGUUUUGUGGCAGUCCUCCAUAUGCUGCUCCUGAACUCUUCCAAGGCAAAAAGUACGACGGGCCAGAAGUUGACGUUUGGAGCUUAGGCGUCAUUCUUUACACUCUCGUGAGUGGGUCUCUGCCUUUCGAUGGUCAGAAUCUAAAGGAACUGAGAGAGAGAGUACUAAGAGGGAAAUACAGAAUUCCUUUCUACAUGUCCACAGACUGUGAAAAUCUGCUAAAACGUUUCCUGGUGCUAAACCCAACCAAAAGAGGCACUCUUGAGCAAAUCAUGAAGGACAGGUGGAUCAACGCGGGGCACGAGGAUGAUGAACUUAAACCUUUUGUUGAACCAGAGCUAGACAUCUCGGACCAGAAGAGAAUAGACAUCAUGGUUGGAAUGGGAUAUUCUCAAGAAGAGAUACAGGAAUCCCUUAGUAAAAUGAAAUAUGAUGAAAUCACCGCGACGUAUUUACUACUGGGAAGGAAAUCAUCAGAGUUGGAUGCCAGUGAUUCAAGCUCCAGCAGCAAUCUUUCACUUGCUAAAGUCAGGCCAAGUAGCGAUCUCAAUAACAGCACCGGCCAAUCGCCGCAUCACAAGGUGCAGAGAAGUAUAUCUUCCAGCCAAAAGCAGCGACGGUACAGUGAUCACGCUGGUCCCUCUAUUCCUCCAGUAGUGGCGUAUCCAAAAAGAAGCCAGACCAGCACUGCAGAUGGCGACCUCAAGGAAGAAAGGAAGUCCAGCAGCAGUGCUGCUGGAGGAAGAGGAAUUGCUCCCGCCAGCCCCAUGCUUGGGAAUGCCAGCAAUCCCAACAAGGCUGACAUUCCUGAGCGGAAGAAGAGCUCUGUUGCCCCUAAUAAUAACACUGCACCUGGAGCCAUGACCCGGCGAAACACGUAUGUUUGCAGUGAGCGAACCACUGCAGACAGACAUUCGGUCAUUCAAAAUGGGAAGGAGAGCAGCCUGACCGAAAUGUUCGCUUACGCAGCUAGCCCUGCCACAGUAUGUACCACAUCCUCCAUCAGUGUUCGGCUGCGACAUCAGAAGUCGAUGUCCAUGUCGGCCUCUGUGCAUGCGAAGAUGAUGUUGCCUGCGGUAUACAAUGGCACAGAUAACUUCAGGUCUAUCGCUGUUCCUGAUCAAAGAACCCCAGUCGCUUCGACUCACAGCAUUAGCAGUGCAACGACGCCGGAUCGGAUCCGUUUCCCACGAGGAACUGCAAGUCGUAGCACUUUCCACGGUCAGCUCAGAGAGCGGCGUACUGCCACUUACAAUGGACCGCCUGCAUCUCCCAGUCUGUCCCAUGAAGCAACGCCGCUUUCACAGACACGAAGUAGGGGCUCCACUAACUUAUUCAGUAAAUUAACUUCCAAGCUGACGAGAAGAAACAUGUCAUUCAGGUUUAUCAAAAGGCUCCCAACUGAAUAUGAGAGGAACGGGAGAUAUGAGGGCUCAAGUCGCAACGUGGCCGGCGACCAGAAGGACGACAACAAGGAAGCGAAGCCCCGUUCCCUACGCUUCACCUGGAGUAUGAAAACCACCAGCUCCAUGGAUCCGAACGACAUGAUGAGAGAAAUCCGCAAAGUCCUGGACGCCAACAACUGUGACUAUGAACAGAGGGAGCGCUUCUUGCUCUUCUGCGUCCACGGGGACGGCCACGCAGAGAACCUCGUGCAGUGGGAGAUGGAGGUGUGUAAGCUGCCAAGACUGUCCCUGAACGGAGUUCGCUUCAAACGGAUAUCGGGAACAUCCAUAGCUUUUAAAAACAUUGCUUCCAAAAUUGCCAAUGAGUUAAAGCUGUAACGAGAGAAGAGCAAUCAAAAGUCUGUAAAUUGAAAAGAAAAAAAAGUAGCAAUUUCAAGUGGGAAUUUUUUUUUUUUUUGAGAACACCAGUGGAAAUGUAUAGAAUAAUAUUUAGGGCAAUAACUUCUGCAUCUUCUGAAUCAUGAUAUUAAAAACAAACAAACAAGCUGCUGAGCUGGGAGGGAGAGUUGGACUUCUUUUUUAUAUAUAUAUAUAAGUGCACUACAGCAUUAAAGUUGCCUCCUAUGUAAAAUACUACUCCCUUUCUGCUUUAUUUUCCAUUGCUCUUGAGUUCUUUGGUAAACGUUCUGAAAACACCCCGAUAUAUACGUUGGAAUAUGCCUCCCGUUUGUGUGGAUGUGUGAAUGUACAGUAUGUGUGUAUAAUUAUGAUAUAAAAGUAUUAUAUGUUAAA
This is a messenger RNA of Heteronotia binoei (common prickly gecko), 3477 nucleotides long. RefSeq names its product microtubule affinity regulating kinase 3 (gene MARK3). The coding region runs from base 604 to 3063 and encodes 819 amino acids. Gene Ontology annotation, cellular component: cytoplasm; plasma membrane. The transcript has 20 exons. Gene Ontology annotation, molecular function: protein serine/threonine kinase activity; ATP binding. Gene Ontology annotation, biological process: protein phosphorylation; intracellular signal transduction. The record is from RefSeq and is a predicted model, not a curated record. Lineage: Eukaryota; Metazoa; Chordata; Lepidosauria; Squamata; Gekkonidae.